Durusdinium trenchii is the source of this 3165-nucleotide messenger RNA. Lineage: Eukaryota; Dinophyceae; Suessiales; Symbiodiniaceae. The record is from the annotation of a GenBank genome assembly.
AUGAGCGGCACAAGUGAGGUCCAGCGGCGGCGGCUGGAUGAAGAUUCCAAAAAGCUUUUGGAGACAGAAGCAACGAACUUAGCCUCCUACUACAGUCAGCUGGCGGAGGACAAGACGGUGAAUCCCAAGCUUCGGGAAGCAGCGGUCCUUUAUUCCGUCGCUGAGGAGCUGAGAACGGCUCUUCUGAAACUUGAAGAGCAUUUGCAGGAGGAAGAGGUGGAAGAGGCCUUGUUGAAAGGUGGUCAAGCCUUGGACCUUUUCCGAGAGGCCAACAGCAAGCCAGGGCAACAGGAUGCCGUCCGCCUCCUAUGUGGAGCCGAGCGCUUGAAGCAGGCUCCUGAUUUUUCCAUUGACAAGAUCCAGACUGAGUUGAGGAGCUUCAGAGAGAGUGACGACAAGCGUGGGCAAGGCUGCAUGUUGUUGGCCCUUGCAGAGGCCCAGCUGGCAAAAGCCUUGGCAGGGGAAGCCAUCAGCAACAUUGAGGAAGCCUUGCCCCUGUUGAGGGCUUCCGGAGACAAGAGGCUUGAGGCCUUUGGCAAUGUGCUGGCUUGCCGAGCGCAGCUUAGGCGCUGUCAAGCCAAGGAUGCGGUUCUUUCUGCCGAGUCAGCGGUGGCCUUGUACAAAGAAGCCGGAGAUAGGAUUGGUGAAGGAAAGUCCUACAAUUGGCUGGCCUUAGCACAGAUGGAUGCAGGUCGUUCGGGAGAUGCGCUGAGCGCCGCACACUCGGCGCUGGAAAUUGCAGAGGACCUCGAGAGUCCAAAGCUCCAAGCCAGUGCUUUGCAGCUCUUGGCCAAGGUUCACGUCUUCAAGGAGAAGACACGUCCUGCCGUGCAAUAUGCCGAGCGAUCUCUGGCGGUCUGCCGAAAGAUGGAGCAAGCCAAGAGCGAAGGUUCAGCACUUCGCUUGCUGGUGAACUCCUUGGUCCAACGAGGUGACCUAAAGCGAGCCUUGAAGGAGGCAGAGGGAGCUUUGGAGGACUAUGAUGCCAGUGGCAACAAGAGGGCAGAGGCAGCUGCACAUGGCGCGCUAGCACAUGUCCGGCAGGCCAGAAAUGAAUUGGAACUGGCAGCCAGUGAGCAAAACCAGGAGAUUGAUAUUUUGAGAGAAUUUGGUGACAAACAUGGUCUGCUCGAUGGCUUGCUCGUUCUGUCAUCCAUUUAUGCCGCUUUGAAGAAGGCCGGACAGGCAAAAGAGAAGGCUGAGGAGGCCAAGCAACUGGCUGACGACAUCCAAGACAAGAAGGCUGAGGUGCUUGCCACCAUCGCCUUGGCAAAUGCGCAAAUUGUGGAACAAAAACAUGAGGACGCAGCCAACACAGCUCAAGAAGCACUUCGAGCGGCUCAGGAGACAGAGGACAGGCGUUUGGAAGCAAACGCGCUGGCCGCGAUCAGCAAGGUCUCCAGUGCCAAGGGCGAGCACGCGACAGCCGUGAGCAAGCUUUCGGAGGCAAAAUCCCUUCUGCUUGAGGCUGGGGACAGACGAGAUGCCGCGGCCACUUUGCUGACUUUAGCAGAUGCGCAUUUGAAGAACCAAGCGGCAGAGGAGGCUGUUGCCAGUGCUGAGGAGGCCAGAGACUUGUGCAAAGAGCUUGACUUCAAGAAGGGCUUAGCAGAUGCUUUGCAGAAGUUGGCUGCCGCACACCUGGCCAAAGGUGAUGAGCAGGAGGCCAUAAAGCAAGCACUAAUUGCCAAGAAGUAUUGCAAGACCAUUGAAGAUGUCCGUGGAGAGACUCUCUUGUUGCAUUUCUUGGCUUCCUCAAGCCUCCAGCGAGGAGACAAGAGUGGGCAAACAGCUAAGCAGUAUGAGUCCAAGAAGCAAGGUGAAAGCCGAGCGGGCAUUGAGGCCAAUCGAGUACACCGGAAUUCGGCUCAUGAGGCAGUGAAACGGGCCCGGUCAGCUGUGGAAAUGGCCAAGAGGAACCACGAUCCCUAUGCAGAAGCCUCCGCUAUGGCUCAUGUGGCCCAUGGUUUGGCAAUUUUGAAUCGUGGUCAAGAAGCUCUUGGGACCUGCAAAAGGGCCGAAGAUCUCUUCCGUGAAUGUGGGGCGGUGAGCGACCAAGCCACGGUGGUGUGCCUGUCGGCGGAGGUCGCCAAUUUGAUGGGCAACAAACAGAAGGCUUUGGAGAUCGCGAAUCGGGCCCUGGAGCUAGCACGGCGUGCUGAGGAUGGCCAGGUGGAAGGUCGGGUCCUGGGAGUGAUGGAGCUCAUCAAAGGAGUUCAAAAGCAAGUCCAACAAGAGAUCCCAGACCAAAUGUUUGCGCAGGAUGUCCCUGGAGCACCUGCAGCUGCCUCGGCAGCUGCUGUGCCAAAGGGCUUGGAUCCAGAAAUGGUGCAGCAAAAGCUCAUGGCCGUGGUGGAGCAGGUCUCAGGUGGUGGGGAGGAAGUGCACUUGGAUACUCCUCUCAUGGAAUCGGGACUGGACAGUCUCUCAGCUGUGGCUUUCCGAAAUGAGCUCUCCAGAUCGUUUGAAGGGGUUGGCAACCUGCCAGCUGCAUUGAUGUUCGACUAUCCGAGCGCACGUGCCAUCGCAGAGCAUUUGGUUGACAGAAGCAAAGGCAUCGCAGAGACCCCAGAGAGUAGAAAGCAUCUUCAGAUCUCUUCGGGUAGGCUCACAUCCACACCGGGACAGAACAAGCAGCAGGCGCUCAGCUUGUUGCCCCCGGGGCGGCUGGAAGAGGUGACGAAUGCGGCGUUGGCCUCGAUCGACGGGAUCCGGAGUUCCAUGGAGCACUUCCAGGGACGGCCGGGGCAGGAGACGUGGUCGAAGAAUUUGGAAGAGUCGAACGAGGUGGACGAACGGCCCGAGGAUCCCGACGCCUUGGAGGAUUUGCAGUUCAGGUUGGCCUGUUACCGCUACAGUCGGCGUAUUGAGCCACCUCCACUACCUUUGGCCAUGGAUCCGUCGUUUGGCCCAGCGCCUCCACGGCCCGAUCCUCCGGUGCCCAUCGUCAUGUCCUCCACGCAGCUCCGGAGCUUCCAGCCACAGCGGCGUCGCGUCCGGCUGGCGGAGCAGGCGGAGCACAGGAGACUGCGGAAUGAAGCUGCCAAAGUGAAGCGGCAGAUUGCAGAGCAGGACUGCAGUACCAGGGGCAGCCAUCAACUAGUGAUUCCAAGCAAUGCCUCAAGGGAUCCUGAACAGAUCCUAACAGCAACGCAUGGAAACUAA